CAUUCAACUGUUAAGCACCUCCCCGUCUCUCUAAAGGACAUUAUAAUGCAAGAAGCCCCCUUUUUAACCACAAACCGAAUUUUCUUUCAUUUAGGUGAUCUAUAUAUAUCUAUAUCGUAUAGCUUAUAGCUUAUAUCUAUUUUAAAUAACUUAAAGCCGCUAAAAUUUGGGGGGGAACAGCUUUCGCCCUGGAGCGGUGCGCGAUGCUGUCUCACGCCGACCUCCUGGACGCCAGGCUAGGUAUGAAAGAUGCCGCCGAGCUUCUGGGCCACCGGGAGGCGGUGAAGUGUAGGCUGGGCGUGGGGAGCUCCGACCCCGGGGGCCAUCCAGGGGACCUGGCGCCCAACUCCGACCCAGUGGAGGGAGCCACUCUGCUGCCCGGGGAGGACAUCACCACAGUGGGCUCUACUCCAGCCUCGCUGGCAGUGAGCGCCAAAGACCCGGACAAGCAGCCCGGGCCUCAGGGCGGCCCGAACCCCAGUCAAGCCGGCCAGCAGCAGGGCCAACAGAAGCAGAAGCGCCACCGGACGCGCUUCACCCCCGCACAGCUCAACGAGUUGGAGAGGAGCUUCGCCAAGACUCACUACCCCGACAUCUUCAUGCGUGAGGAGCUGGCGCUGCGUAUCGGGCUGACGGAGUCCCGAGUACAGGUCUGGUUCCAGAACCGGCGAGCCAAGUGGAAGAAGCGCAAGAAGACGACCAACGUGUUCCGCGCGCCCGGCACGCUGCUGCCCACGCCAGGCCUGCCUCAGUUUCCUUCGGCUGCCGCCGCCGCCGCCGCCGCCAUGGGCGACAGCCUGUGCUCUUUCCACGCCAACGACACCCGCUGGGCGGCGGCCGCCAUGCCGGGCGUGUCGCAGCUGCCGCUGCCGCCGGCGCUGGGCAGGCAACAGGCCAUGGCGCAGUCGCUGUCCCAGUGCAGCCUGGCUGCCGGGCCGCCGCCCAACUCCAUGGGCCUGUCCAACAGCCUGGCGGGUUCCAACGGUGCGGGGCUGCAGUCGCACCUCUACCAGCCCGCCUUCCCCGGCAUGGUGCCCGCCUCCCUCCCCGGUCCCAGCAACGUCUCCGGUUCGCCCCAGCUCUGCAGCUCCCCGGACAGCAGCGACGUGUGGCGGGGCACGAGCAUCGCCUCCCUCCGCCGCAAGGCGCUAGAGCACACAGUCUCUAUGAGCUUCACUUAAUGCAGCCGCGCUCCGGCCCGCUCCGCCCCCAGCACCGCCCCCGGGGCCGCCCCGAGGCCCUUCCGGCGCGCGCCCGGACCCCGGCGCUCUGCCCUGUCCCGCCCCUGUUUUCCGCCCUGUCUCGUUUAGUCCUCGCCCCUCUCCUACACUCGCUCGGGCUCACCCCUAGCCCCAGCCCGCGAGGCCUCCCCUCCGCCUGGUUUCGCUCGCCCGCGGUCCCUGGUCUCCCGGCCGCCCCUCUUCCCUCCCCACCCAGGUGCCCCCUAGGCCCGGUCUCCAGCGCCUCAGCCCACCCUUCCCGCCAUCCCGGACUCCCCGCUCGCGCUGGACGUGCUCGUGCCCUUCUCCCGGCCUUCUGCCUGGCGGCGUUCCCACCCACACCUUCGACGCGACGCCUACCACCCCCCUCGCCAGCCGCCUCCUCUCCGUUCCCACACUUUGCGCCCUCCUCCCGCGCCCGGCAAAAGCAUCCUUCCCGCCAUUUUACAUACCAGGGAGUCGACUCAGGAUCUGAAAUCAGACACCAAUGGACUGGUUUGUGGGCAGAAACACACACACUCGCACUCGCUCACGCUCAGACGCUACACACACACGCGCACAGACACCUAGGUCACACACGGACGUGUUCAAGGGACAGCACAAUGUUAGGGAUUUUUGUCUUAAAGGAGGACAAGCAUCUGCUACCAACCGCCUCAUCUGAGGGCCCAACUGCUAUACUUUGAUUUGUCCUUGUACUCUUCGAGCUCCUUUCUUUCCUUUCCCACCACCCUACCCUUGCCCAGUCCACCCGGUCACAUCCGUGGAGCCCUCUCUUGGCUUGCAAGAGAACGCUUUUAUUUUUAUUUUAUCUGAUUUUUAUUUUCUUACGCACAAUUGUGUGAGGGUGUAGAAGGGAAGGCUUCUCCGGAGGAACGCGACAGUGGAUUGGGUGGCUGGAGUAGACUAAAACAGUCAUGUGACGAGGGAGAGGUGAUCUGACCCAUUUUGAUAGGUCUUUAUAAGGAGGAAUAAAAUAAACAUGUAAGCAGAAUUUUCUUUUGUAAAAGCAAAAGUCACAUCUCUUUUCUGGAUCCUUCAGGACUGGGGUUUGUUUGCUUCCUUUUCGGUUUCUCUCUUCUCGCUGCUCUGUGCCCUUGGUUGUUUUGUGGUGGUCCUGUCGUCCCUCGUGCCCCUCGGCCACCUGCCGGCCGCCGAUGGAGGCACUCGGACAUCUACAACCCUGCAACUUUGUACAGAGAAACACAAUCAGCUCUUUCUGCAUGUGCUGGUCAAAUCCAAACCCAGAGAACAGAAGCGCUUUCUAAGAAUGAACAAAUAUGUGAAAUAGGAUGUUUUGUGUAGAUAAAGCAUUCUUGUUACAUACUGGUCAAUUUGUGAUAUGUUUUAACUGAAUGUCUGUGUUUAUUUAUGGAAUUCGGUUUUCUUAAUAAAUGUUUGAGCUAAUAUAAAGCAUAUUAUUUGACUUUUCCGGACAAGUUUAUAUCAAGUUAAAUGUAAAUCGAUAAAAUAAAAUCAUUUUCAGUAUGUGA
Molecule: messenger RNA, 2710 nt
Organism: Callithrix jacchus (white-tufted-ear marmoset)
Lineage: Eukaryota; Metazoa; Chordata; Mammalia; Primates; Cebidae
Gene: OTP
Product: orthopedia homeobox
Biological process (GO): neuron differentiation; regulation of DNA-templated transcription
Molecular function (GO): DNA-binding transcription factor activity, RNA polymerase II-specific; DNA binding
Source: RefSeq, a predicted model, not a curated record